This is a messenger RNA of Sitodiplosis mosellana (orange wheat blossom midge), 821 nucleotides long. RefSeq names its product enhancer of yellow 2 transcription factor-like. Lineage: Eukaryota; Metazoa; Arthropoda; Insecta; Diptera; Cecidomyiidae. Gene Ontology annotation, biological process: positive regulation of DNA-templated transcription; poly(A)+ mRNA export from nucleus; regulation of transcription by RNA polymerase II. The transcript is spliced from 2 exons. The record is from RefSeq and is a predicted model, not a curated record. Bases 268 to 549 code for a protein of 93 amino acids. Gene Ontology annotation, molecular function: transcription coactivator activity; chromatin binding. Gene Ontology annotation, cellular component: DUBm complex; SAGA complex; nuclear pore.
UGUUCAAAGUUGGCGCUGUUGCAUUCCGCUGAAAUGUCAGAAUGCGUAAACUUUUGACAGGCAAUCGAACGAAGACGAAAGCAUAAUUUGUGAAAAAAAACUCCAUCUCUUUAGUCUAUAUAUCAGCAUUAUUGAGGCAGAAAUUGAUAUUGUGUUCCAUAAAAAGUGUGCAUUAAGAACGAGCCGAUCCCAAAUCCGAACAAAACCUGUUGAUUUGAACAUUGAAAUUGAUAGUAAACAGCAAUUGGUCGAGAUAUUCUGCACACAAUGACUCUUACAACAACAGUGGACCAAACAACAAUUCUACUCGGCGAACGAGCAAAACUGAAAGACCUUCUGCGUUUACGAUUGACCGAGUGUGGUUGGAAUGAUGAGGUGCGGCUGCUAGCCCGUGAUGUUAUCAAAGAAGAGGGUGGAAACGUGAAUGUUGAUGAAAUUGCCAAACAAAUAACACCAAAAUCCCGUGCUCUUGUACCCGACACCGUCAAACGAGAACUGCUGCAAAAAAUUAAAAACAUUCUCUCCAAUCAGGCAGGCGUCGAUGUUUAAGCCUUACAAUUUUACCCAGAAAAUAUAGAAAUAAAUUGCGUUAGAUCAUUUGUAAUAAUAUUCAAUUUAUAAAACAAACCACAUUGAUUCACAAGCGAAACAUGACACAGCAUUCUACAUCAAUUAUUUUUCCCCAUCAACUGUCAAAUGAGACAGACAAACAAAAAUGAUUCAUACGAUUUCCGGGAAGAAAUAGAAAAACACUCAUAAAUAGAUAGAAUUUGUAACAAAUAAGCUUAAGAAUAAAAUAACACUACGACAAAUAUUCAAUU